AUGAGUGAAGAUAAUAACCCCACUCCUCCUCCGAAUAGGUCAAUAAAUGAGCCGUCAAGCAACGAUUCUACUGCUAAUACUAACUCAUCUAAUAACGCUGCAGCAGGAGGAAUAGGAACAAGAGAUAUCACAGUCUCAAUCAAUUACGAAUUCCCAGGUUUCAAUAAUAAUAAUAAUAAUAAUAACACCGCUGCUACCACUACCACUCCAGGUACAAACGGCAUAAACAAUGCAGGAUCAGAAGUCCCAACUACAGCACCGACUGAGAGACCUAUGGGAGCAUUCAUCUUAUCAUUUAGAGAUGUUCCCAUUGCCACAUCACAAGAACGUCUAAGCACAGUCAUUUCAUUAGCUACAGAACUGGCUAUGCGUAGAUAUAAUCAACUGAUUAGACCAAAGGGUAUAUCUAGGGAAAAUUUUGAAAAAUUACCCAUUUUGAAAACCAAGGAUAUUACCGGGACUACGGAAUGUAGUAUAUGUUAUGAACCUUAUGUGGAUGAACCUGACCCUAUUGAUAAUAAGAGGAAAAGAGCAGCUGGAGAUGGAACGGAAGAAGACUCAAACGACGACAACAAGAAGAAAAGAAAACUAGCCACUGCAGGAGCAGCAAAUGAUACUGCUCCACUGGCUUCCACUUCCACAACAGAGAAUACUGACACUGGUAAUAACAGUUCUUCAACGAAUAUAGAAGAAGCUGAAGAACCUGUUUACCUUCAUUCUCCAGUUAAAUUGCCCUGUGAUCAUAUCUUUGGCAGGGAGUGUUUAUAUAAAUGGUCUAAAUUGGAAAAUAGUUGUCCACUUUGUCGACAUAAAAUAAUAGAGUCAGACUCUGAAAGAGCUAGUGAAAUAUCGACUGCUGAUAGAGCAGGUAAUGAUGCUAUGUUUGAACAAAUUAGAAAUAUGUUAUAUGCUCCAGAAAAUAACAGUAAUAAUACAACUUCUCCAGCUGUGAACACUGCUACUUCUACCACCAUAGAGACUGCAGCUACGGCUCAAACUCGGAAUAAUACUGAUAACGCCGUAAGUAAUUCUAGUGAGGGUGGUAAUAACACUACACAAACACAAGCGCCAGCAGGGUCAGAUAAUCUGAGAAGAGGAACUGGACCAAUAGCUCAAUAUCCACUAAAUACUACUGCAUUUAUUUUUUUAAGAGUUCCUCCUGGUACGAUUACAAAUACCGGUGCAAAUACAGCAGCAAAUACAGCAGCUCCCGAAGCAAACGCUGCUGCGUCACCCUCAAUCCCUGCAACAGUCCCUUCCACUUCUACAGGUACUGCCACCAAUUCUUCUCCAGGUACUACAGCCCCUCCAGUAGCACAAAGUAAUGAAACUGGAAGUAGAGGCACAUAUAAUCAACUUACUGACUUCUUUACUAAUUUUUUUGCACAAUUUCCUGUCAUUAGAAGAACUGAAAACACAAAUGCAACCACAGUUAAUGAAAACCCAUCAGGUACAGCAGCAACAACAACAACAACAGCACCAACAGCACCAACGCAACCACCAUUACCAGCUGACUUCCCUCAACCUAAUGAAAAUGUGUCAGAGCAUGUACAAAGGAUAAUGGACAUGUUAAGAAAUCGUAGAGAACAAACCAUGAGCAAUAGUCUUCCUAUUGCAUCAAACAAUACAGCUACGAAUACAAAUACAAAUACAAAUACAAAUGUAAAUGGAAGUUCAUCCAAUCCUCCUACUACAGGAUCUAACGUACUCUUCCAUUCUGGUGUGGCAAGCUAUAGACGUCCCGAUGGUCAAGUAACAACUUACCCAAUAAAUAAUAAUGCAUCUUCAGAUGAUUGGGGUCUCCCUCAUCCUCCUCCAAACACUACGAAUAGUCAAUCGUCUGCUAAUCAACCAUCGUCUACAACAUCGACAUCGGCAUCGGCAUCUAAUAAUAUUGAAGAACGUUCAAAUGAAGAUGAAAAUACCAGCAAUGGCAAUAAUAAUAACAGUAAUAAUAACAACGAAAGUAAUGGUAACAAUAAUUAA
Naumovozyma dairenensis CBS 421 is the source of this 1986-nucleotide messenger RNA. It is a transcript of the gene SAN1, whose product is annotated as ubiquitin-protein ligase SAN1. The coding region runs from base 1 to 1986 and encodes 661 amino acids. The transcript has a single exon. The record is from RefSeq and is a predicted model, not a curated record. NCBI's taxonomy places the organism in Eukaryota, Fungi, Ascomycota, Saccharomycetes, Saccharomycetales, Saccharomycetaceae.